UCAAUUACUAUAGCAACAUACCUCGCUGGGUUGCUCGAUAACGCAACGGAUUGCGGAAGACGAUAGGUCUCCAAGUUAUAAGUCAAUUGCCUGAAGUAUCAUAGAUCCUAGUUUGUGUUUGGUGUUGCAAGCCACAAUGUCUGCCUUGCACUGGGAAGCUCAAAGGAAACAGGGCGUGAUUGACAAGAAGAAUAAAUUUGAACUGGAAAGGAAGGAAAAGCUCAGACUUCUCCAAGAGCAGAACCAGAGGGAGUUGCAGGAGAACCGAUCUAGGCAGGGAUCGAGUUAUGAGAAGCAACUGAGCAAAAUGAUAAGUCAAAGCGGGCGGUGCGCUCGAGGCGAGUACCAUCAGAAUAGGGAUGCCCAACGGCGACAGGAGUUUUACAACGCCACUAAAGGAGACCACAAUGCCAAGAUACAACUAAGAUAUAAUGAUAUUGACUUUGCCCAGCAGUGGUAACACACCAUAUCAUCCAGUAUUGAGGAUGUGCUCAUCAAAGUGCGUAACAUCACCACACAAUUAGUAUUACAUUCUUCAAGAGGCAUUUUGCAAUAUAUCCUUUUAAACCAUUUCUGUUUGCGUCAAGGACAAUCUGCAAGGAGACGAUCUAUUCUAAGAAAACCGUGGCUGCAGUGGUAUACAUGUUUUUACUCAUGUGAAACAGCAUUUUCAACCACGCUCUGAACAUUUUUUCUUCAAAUUCUGAAGUGUCCAGUUCACUUUCAUGGACAACUGUGCCAAUAAAUUUUGUUACAAUUUCAUCAAAUACAUCCAGUGACUUCUUUCUGUUAAAUACCUGUUUCUUGUACAUCUGAAAGCAAUAUUGAAUAAAUGAACCAAUGACAAUAAUAUUUUACAUGUCAGAAACACUUUACAGAAAAAUACACAAAACCAAUCAGUCAACUUUGUCAUCCGUUUACAUUUUAGUUCACAUCCUAUUUUUCCAAAUUGGUAAAUAGGAUGUCUUUUAAGCAUUUUACGAUUUGGUUUCAAUGCAGUGCCACCAUUUAUUGGGGGGGNGUUUUGUGUUUUUCUCGUCAGCAACUUGCUGCAGGUCAUUCAAGGAUAAAACUUGGUUUGUGUGCUAUAAAAAGUAAACAUAUUUUAUGAAUGUUUUUCAGUAAAAUCUACAAAGCAGAAUGAACUUGUAUUAAAGCAUGCGACAACCACAUGCAUGUCAUUUGCAGCAUUUGUGGAACAGUUAACAUUCAAUGGUAUCACAAAUACCUCAGACUACCCAGAGAAGGUACUGAGUGAGACUGCCUAACAGAACUUUUAAACUUUAUACAAGUACAUUUACAAAUAUGUGCAUGAGAAUUCUUUGUCUUGUAAAGUGCUGCAGCUGGUUAACAUGUUAUUAAGCAGAACUUGUCCUGACAUUCAGACCUUUGACCAUAUGUCAACAUCCAUCUUCCAAACACAGUUGAUCUAUGCAAGAGCAGUGAGAUUGUGAAUUAGGAAGCUAGACAAAUCAUGUAGUAUGAAGACAGUAAUUAUCACAACCAAUAAAAAAAGUAUCCUCGAUACCAUUUUCAAAGUAAUGAAAUUAAUGUAUUCGGGGAAAAAAUGUAUAGUUGUAAAUAAGCACCCAUGCAGUUGCUCAUGUAACCACAUGGAAGUUCAAGGGCAUCGACAUUUGACUAUUUUGUUUUGUAUUCAAAAUGUAAUGUAUUACUUUUAUUUAUUAUUUGCUGGAGUAUUAUUGCAGUGUGACUAUUUUGCAUCAGACAGCAUUUGGCAUUAAAUGACUGUUGGGUCAAAAAAUGAA
This is a messenger RNA of Acanthaster planci (crown-of-thorns starfish), 1769 nucleotides long. RefSeq lists its product as uncharacterized. The record is from RefSeq and is a predicted model, not a curated record. NCBI's taxonomy places the organism in Eukaryota, Metazoa, Echinodermata, Asteroidea, Valvatida, Acanthasteridae.